Podospora pseudocomata is the source of this 315-nucleotide messenger RNA. RefSeq lists its product as uncharacterized. The coding region runs from base 1 to 315 and encodes 104 amino acids. The transcript has a single exon. The record is from RefSeq and is a predicted model, not a curated record. NCBI's taxonomy places the organism in Eukaryota, Fungi, Ascomycota, Sordariomycetes, Sordariales, Podosporaceae.
AUGAAGCUCUCCACCCUCAUCCUCGCCCCCCUUUCCCUGGCUUCUGCCUGGAAACUCGAGCUCUUUGCUUCCGACGGCCGCAAGAUGACCGCCUCUGGCCGUGAUCCCAACUCGGGCUGCAAGAAUAUUGCUUUUACCCCUGUCCUGAACGUCAACAGGGCAAGGUUCAACAAGGAUACUUCGUUGCUCCCUGAUCCCAACACCUUUGAGCUGUUUGUCAACAAGAACUGCGAUGGGUUGAGCUAUCGCAAUGGGAAUGGAGACCACCGGUUGACUCCGGCGAGGAAGAUUAGGAGCUAUCGUGUUAAGAGGUAG